Rotaria sp. Silwood1 is the source of this 1213-nucleotide messenger RNA. Lineage: Eukaryota; Metazoa; Rotifera; Eurotatoria; Philodinida; Philodinidae. The record is from the annotation of a GenBank genome assembly.
UCACGAAAAGCGAUGCAUUUAAUUCUAUCGACCAUUCUUUGCUCUUCAUUGUCGUAAGUACCAGCCAUUUUCCCUUAAUAAAUUUAACUGAUCAAUCAAUUUGGUAUAUUUUUUCUAUUUAUAGAGUUUGUCUAUCACUAAUGACUUUAUAUAAGGUCUUACGAACAUUUAAAAUUCUUUUUCGAGAAAUUUCGAAGAUAAAAUAGGAAUGAGAAAAAAUAAUGUUGACUAACUGCUAUCAUGAGUCAUUAUCCUUGGAAACAGAAAGAAAAUUAUUUUUCUUCUAUAACAUUAAUACUAUGCGAAAGAACAGAAACGAAAAAUGAGUGCAAACGAGCAAGUCACUUAGAUGAAUAUAAAUGUGCACUGUUUUAUCUUUUCUAGUAUAAUUCCAAUACAUCGUUAUUCACAUUUCAGAGAGAUACAAGACAAUAGAAAGCAAAAAAAUAAUCGUAGUUUCAGCUUUGAAGCACGUUGAAUCCUUAUAACACCGAUAAAUCGACGGAUAUAUGUAGGAAAAACAAUUCCAUUCUGGUCAAAUGAUUCAUUAUUUACAGAGUAUCUCCAUUAUAUUUCAAAAAUUGGUUCAGUUCAACAUAGAAAAGUUUCCAUAUCCCUUACUAUUUAGUACUGCUAAAUCCCGUUUUUGACGCGCUUUAAUUUUGUAUAAAAUUUGUUAUGAUUGCUAUUUGAAAUCAUAGCGUUACCCCCCUGGAAUAAUAUUUUUACCCACCUAGUAUUUCGAGCAUGGGAAGAACAACUUGAUCGAUCAAAAGUAGUUGAAAGUGAUGAUGAACAAGAAUUACUUUUCAGUAUACCAUUUAAUGGUGCUGUGAAAAUAACUGGUCUAUGUGUUAUUGGUGAAAAUGGUCCAUCACAUCCGAAUAGAGUUAAAUUAUGGAGUAAUUUACCUGAAUUACGUUUUGAUAAUGCACAUGGAAAAGCUCAUCAAGAAAUUUCACUUACAUAUGAUCCAUCCGGUACAUUAGCUUAUCAAGUCAAUCCAUCACAUUUCUCACGUGUAACACAUUUAUCUUUAUAUUUUCCUUCGAAUUUGGGUGAUGAAACAACUCGUAUUUAUUAUAUUGGUCUUCGUGGUGAAUAUCUUGGUGAAGUAAAAUCUAAAGUAGUCAUUACAACGUAUGAAGCUAGACCACAAUUAAAAGAUCACAAAGUGGAUGAUUUUUUAACAGGCAAUCGUGAAAUACAAUAA